This is a messenger RNA of Vigna angularis (adzuki bean), 678 nucleotides long. RefSeq names its product zinc finger protein ZAT11. The transcript has a single exon. NCBI's taxonomy places the organism in Eukaryota, Viridiplantae, Streptophyta, Magnoliopsida, Fabales, Fabaceae. Bases 84 to 500 code for a protein of 138 amino acids. The record is from RefSeq and is a predicted model, not a curated record.
GCAAUCUCACUUUUUGACUAUGGCCUAUAAAUACUCCGUUUCAGCCUCAAAGUGUUUUGCCACAUAACCACGUUCAAUUAAACAUGGUAGCCGUUCUGAAGAGACAGAGAGAAAACGAAUCAGAGGAGUUCCAGUGCAAGACGUGUAACCGGAAAUUCUCGUCGUUCCAAGCGCUGGGAGGUCACCGGGCGAGCCACAAGAAGCCCAAGUUGGAGGGAGAAGAGGGCAAGGAUCUGAGCCGGAAGCCCAAAACCCACGAGUGUUCGAUUUGCGGGCAGGGAUUCUCGUUGGGCCAGGCCCUGGGAGGGCACAUGAGAAAACACAGGGGAGGCAUGAACGAAGGGUUUUCUUCAGUUAUUGCGGAGGCACCGCUUCUGAAACGUUCGAAUAGCAGCAAGAGGGUGAUGUGCUUGGAGUUGGAUCUCAACCUAACGCCGUUGGAAAAUGACUUGAAGUUGUUGUUCGGAAACAAGGCUCCUACGGUGCAUCUUUCCUUGUAGAUUUUUCUCAUUCUUUUCAUUAUUUUUUGUACAAAUUUUCCUUAUUCACUGAUUGAAUUCGGCUCUCUGCUGCUUCUUUGAGAUGUUAGAGUGUGUGUAGAUAGAUAGGUAACUGAUCCGGAAUUCUCACGCUGGAUUUCUGUUUCGCUUUCUGAUGAAGAACCGUGAAACAGAUAAA